This is a messenger RNA of Paecilomyces variotii, 1933 nucleotides long. RefSeq lists its product as hypothetical. The transcript has 2 exons. Bases 103 to 1770 code for a protein of 555 amino acids. NCBI's taxonomy places the organism in Eukaryota, Fungi, Ascomycota, Eurotiomycetes, Eurotiales, Thermoascaceae. The record is from RefSeq and is a predicted model, not a curated record.
UUCUGACCUGCAAGGAUGGUGGCUGUUGUCCCUCGAUCGCACUGCAAACGCCUCCUAUAAGAGUAGAUACAGUCUGUUUGUAUUCACAGUCGCCGCCUUAUCAUGGAGGAAUCGCCGGAAACGGUUAUCGACAAGAAUGCUGCGGAGUCGACCCAGACGAUGGCCUCGCCUCCAUCUCCAGAUGAGAUGCGCGCUUCCAAACGGUCGUCUCUCCCCGCUCGUCCCAACGGUGCUGCUCGACAUGCCAAGCGCAUGACCUUGAACUUCCCUAUCAAUGUUCCCCCGACUCCUACUCUGCGGUCCGACCAGAACUCGCCUUUCCCAGCUGUCAUGACGCCGGCAUCACAGUCCUCAGCCUAUUCGUCGCCUUCUCUCGCAGCAGCACCGACUCUGAUCGAUGACUCGACUGAUGGAUACGAUUUCCUGACCGCGAUCGCGUCGCAAGAGCGCAGGGUGCUCGAGCUCCGGGAGGAGCUCCAGCGUGCUGAGAACGACUUGGCAACUCUGAAGAAACAGUGGGCGUUGACGGAGAGGUCGAGGAAGCGGACACAGGCCAGCCUUCAGGCGGAGGUACUGAAGCCGUUGAAGUCUGAUACGUCUGCUGCUGGUGACCAGUCACCCAGCAUCGAUACUCAGAGCAUCGCCAGUCUCGACUCGCCAUCGGUGGCAUCGGUUGCAUCAAAGAGGCUCAGCCGCGAUCUCGCACUGCGAGAAAGCAUCCGUGCUUCUGGUGACGGAGGGACGUCCAUCUCUGCCAACGGAAGACGUGUCUUCCAUGGUUCCAGACAUACGCGCACACUCUCACUGCUGUCCCCGGAUCUGAACGGAAGUUUCCGGCAGACACGAGAUGCAGGGGAUGCUAAGAACGAUAAUAUCCGCGCUUCCAGGUCACCGCGGUCAGCUACUUUGCCGUCCAUGGACCGUAACCAUGAGUCUAGAAAGGACUUGGACGACUGGAAACCGAUAGAAGAGUCCUUGCAUCAAUGGCGGAGAUCGAUACCCCCAUCGUCACGCGAUGCACUGGUGCGAACCGGCAAGCAGAUGGCGUCCGAUCUCAGAGAAGGUCUCUGGACGUUCUUGGAGGAUAUUAGGCAGGCUACUGUGGGAGAAGAGGGUAUCAGCGCAACGGAAUCCAGAGGGAUAUCGACAACCAGACGCACCGAAAGGAGUAUCACCCCCAGGAGCGGAGAGAGGUCUACGAGUGGCGUAUCGAGGUCAUCGUCGUCUGCGUCGAAGGAUAAAGCGAGGGACGUGACUAAAUCUGGUAAAGACACUAAGCCGGCCGACAUUGGAGUGUCGUUUUGGAGUGAAUUCGGCAUUGAUACACCGGGGCAGACGUCCGCAAGCAGCAGCAGACUGGCAGAAAAUACCCCAAUCGCACAGAACGAACGAAGAGACUCGAACUCCCAAGACGUUGAAGACAGUUGGGAGGCGUGGGAUUCGCCGCAGUCAAAGAAGACGCAUACGCCCACCUCCAGCAGUUCUACGAUUCUCUCGAAGAGAGAUCAGUCUCCUAUCACUCAGGCCAGCAGUCCCAGAACCAACGCCAGCGUGGCUGAUUGGAACCCCAUCCAUCCCGACUCAGUGCCAAACCCGAGUAUAUCAGAAAGCAUCCCGUGGCCGGCUUUGGCCAAGCUGAACACCUCUAAACUCACCCGGACGGCAUCAAGCCUGAUGGCUGAAUGGGAACGCAGCCUUUCUUCUUCCCCGGAGCGGCGCCACAGCAAGCGGGACUCUUCGCUCUCGAGUAAAGGGAGCAAGAGUGAUUAGCUGCUGAGCAGCGGCUCUCUUCCCGAUUACGAUUCUCUUUUCGUAUGGUUCUUUUUCUCCCUUUCAACACGUUAUAUGCGCAAUGACCAACGACUCCCAUGCGGCUCCCGGACAGAGCAUGCUCAAACAAGGCUAGCGACCAAUGUCGAGCGGACCGACGCAG